Zingiber officinale is the source of this 701-nucleotide messenger RNA. RefSeq names its product heavy metal-associated isoprenylated plant protein 2-like. The record is from RefSeq and is a predicted model, not a curated record. Lineage: Eukaryota; Viridiplantae; Streptophyta; Magnoliopsida; Zingiberales; Zingiberaceae. Gene Ontology annotation, molecular function: metal ion binding. The transcript has 2 exons. The coding region runs from base 236 to 568 and encodes 110 amino acids.
UGCGCUACUCUACUGACUACUCCCUCUUCGUCUUCGCACUUAUCGUCAGUACAAAUACCCCGCGAGGCACGAGCAAUUAACCAGCAGCUCUCAGCUGGAGAGAUCGAUCAAAUAUAGCGACGACAAUUGGCCAGCAGCUCCAUCAUUCCGAUCCAUCGAGGAUUAAGUUAGCUAGGAGGCAGCAAUUAAUUAGUUUGUUCCGUAUAUAUAUAUAUAAGUUGAUUCUAGCUCCAGUAUGCCUGCGAAGAAGAUAGUGCUGAAGGUGAUCAUCAUGUGCAACAAGUGCAAGGUGAGCGUGAUGCGCACCGUCGUCAAGUUCGACGGCGUCACGUCGGUGGCGUUAGACGUGGAGAAGAGCACGGUCACGAUCGUUGGCACCGUUGACGCUGUGCUCAUCGUGAAGGCCCUCCGGAAGGCCAAGAAGCAAGCGGAGAUCGUCACGGUGGAGGAGCCAGACAAGAAGGACGAGAAGAAGUCGGAGUCAAGCAAAGAUCUGCCGCCGUGCUGCGGGGCCUGCGCUUACGUGGUGCACGAUGAUUACCCGCCAAAUCUAUGCAUCAUUACCUAAUAAUCAAUUGAUCCAUCAAUAUGCACAAAAGUUAAUAUAUAUUGGCUAAAGCCUUAUUUUCCUCAAAAGUAAGUGAUCAUUUUUUUUAAAAAAAAAUUAAUUAUAUUAUUACCCUGCACAUCAGUUCGAUGAA